Molecule: messenger RNA, 2593 nt
Organism: Pseudoliparis swirei
Lineage: Eukaryota; Metazoa; Chordata; Actinopteri; Perciformes; Liparidae
Gene: ppp1r3c2b
Product: protein phosphatase 1 regulatory subunit 3C2, duplicate b
Exons: 2
Coding region: 1545-2438 (297 amino acids)
Biological process (GO): regulation of glycogen biosynthetic process
Cellular component (GO): protein phosphatase type 1 complex
Molecular function (GO): glycogen binding; protein phosphatase 1 binding
Source: RefSeq, a predicted model, not a curated record
UACCCCGUUCAUCUGUCUGGUCUUAAUUAGUCAACUCUUUACCAGUGCAGCCCCUUCUUACCAAGUCUUCAGUCACCACAGUACCACCGUGUUGUGGUACUGUGGUUUCAUGUAACUCAAUAUGUGCACAAGUACUUGGCUUGAUUCCUUAACCCUCCUAUUUAUUACCUUUGGGGUCAAUUUGACCCCAUUCAAUUUUUAACAUCUCUAAAAAAAUGAUUGACAUCAUUGUUUUUGCUUCGCAUUUCAUGACUUUCCUAAUUAAUUGGGGACAACUGGGUAAACACAAAAUUCAUAUGAUGUUAUGUUUUCAAUGUCCUGUACACAACUUGUACGCAUCCGUGUUCUUUGAGGGUCAAUUUGACCCAGGAUGUUUUUCACCGUGUAAAACACAUUAAACUAGAAUGGGCACUCGGUAGAGCGCAUACCUUCACAUAUCACAAGAUUGGGCAUUGAAUUAUGAACAUUUUGGCAUUAGUUGCAUGCCAAUUGGAUAAAAAUUGACCGUGCUAUGGUAAAAUGAAGAUUUUGGCCUUUUCAUGACCUUGACCUUUGACCCGAUCGAUCCCAAAAUCGAAUCAAAUGGUCCCCGGGUAAUAACCAAUCAUCCCACCAAAUUUCAUGCGAUUCGGUUUAAUACUUUUUGUGUUAUGCGAGUCACACGCAUACAAAUAAAUAAAUAAAUACACGGCGAUCAAAACAUGACCUUCCGCAUUUUCAAUGCGAAGGUAAACAUCAACAUUUUACAAACAUUGGUUUUGGUUGUGUAUUUUUUAUUUAUUUAAAAGGCUAUUUAGGUAGUCAACAAACAAAGUACCUGACACUUAAACUUGCUAAACAAUAUAAAUUCUAAUAAUUUUCUGGAGGUUAUAGGGUAAAAGAUAUUAGUAGAUUUUAAGGUAAAAGGAGGGUUAACAGCUUCCUCAGUUUGGUGACUGAGCAUGCUGAGUCAUUUUUAAGUCCACUAAGUGUCCUAUGGGGUUAGGGUUACUAGGCGUCUGUGUCCACUAACAAGUCUGAGAAUAAAGCCUUCGAUGACUAGAAUAGUUUCCACAAUGCAGAGUCGAGGAGGAUUACAUACAGUACACUGCUAUUCAAUUGUCUAGUCGAGUUGAGGCAACCGUACCGAUGUAUCUUCACACCAAAACAUUGUAUUUUACAAUAACCCGAGUUUUUCUUGACAGUCAAAUACAGAAUAAAAGUGGAAGUUAAAUGAUCUGAACUCUGCCAUAACCGGUUCUGAAACGGCGUUAUACAAAACCAGAAUGCGUCGCUGAUUGGUCAGGAGAGUGGAGAAGGUGGAGUGGACAACAUGACACCCGAGCGGAGGUCCAAAAAUAGGAUCCUGUGCACGAUUUUCCGGCCGGCAACGGGAGGACUGAGACUACAGAGUUUGUUAGUAAGAUUUCAAAUGCAUAUUUGAGGUUUUUCUGUUGAUGUAUUGCAUCAAUGAGUUUUAAAUCUUUAUCAAUAUUCCCUAUAUUGUAAUACCACUUUGUUUCCUAUUUUCUAGAACUCCAAUCACUCAACUCCAGACUACCGGUAUGGAGACGUCCAGCAGAAGAACCCUGCUGCCCAUGGUCGGCCUCAGGUCGAUGGCCCAGUCGGCAGGACUUGCGGAGAUCGCCGUCCGGCUGUGCUUGAACCAACGUAAACAACUGUGUCCUCAUGUGUGGGUUCCCAUCCUGAAGCCGCAGCGCCCUUGCAUCCGUCCUCCAGUUUCAGAUCGGCUAUCCUCUGACAUCUUAAGCCGAGCCGUUCUGACCCACCCUCUCUCGUCUCCCUUUGAUGACUUGUACGACGACGACGACGACGUUUUCCUCCCGAUCAAAAACAGACGCGUGGUUUUCGCCGACUCGCGGGGAUUGUCUUUAACGGCAGUGCGAGUGUUUUCUGAUAAAGAUGAGCAGUCUGACCUCGACCUCCUGCCGUCGCUGCGGGGUUUGGGGAGCAUGACGGAGGACGGCUACAGCUGCACCGUCAGCACCUGCUGCCCAGGGACACGGCUCAUCCUGGGCUUCCCGCAGCCGUCUGCCGAUUUCCAGGCCUUUCGCGCCAAGCUGGCGGAGAGCAUGGUUCUCCUGGAGAACUGCAGUGUUACGGAACAGGCCCUUCAAGGUACCGUGCGAGUCAAGAACCUGGGUUUCCAGAAGGAAGUGCAAUUACGCAUCACUUUUGACUCGUGGCUGAGCUCCAGAGACGUGGCCUGUACGUACCUGCAGAAACGCUUCGGAGGGCCUCAGACGGACGUCUUCGAAUUCGACAUAGCCAUUCCGAAAGUGCUAGAUGCCAAAAGGAAGAUUGAAUUCUGUUUACGUUAUUUACCAGGAGGCCAUAGCGAGCCUUUUUGGGACAAUAACAACAGGCAGAAUUACAGCAUCGCUGUGUGCGUGAGCUCACAUCUCUGUUGCGGGCAGAGUCUAGGUGAAAGGGCAUGACUUCAGCUCAGAAUGAUCGAGAUGUUUAUCAGACGGAAAAAAAUAGUGUUGGAUAAAGAUGAGGUGGAUUUUUUUUUUAAUUACAUUUGAAUUAAUUUUCAUAAAUGUUCAUGACAUCAUAGUAAGUGCUUUGUAUAAAAAGUCUUUAAAACCGA